AUGUUUAGACAAUCAUUAUUCUUUUUAGUAUUAUCUGUUAUUUUGGCAACAACCUAUGCUGGUUACACUUGUCCAAAGCCAUGUUAUGGAAAUAUGUGUUGUUCAAUUCCAUCAGAUAAUCAAUAUUAUUUAACUGAUUUCUGUGGUUCACAAUCUGCAUGUGGUCCAAUUCCAAGUUGUUCUGGUGGUAAAUACUUUACUGCUGAUGCACAAAGAUUUGGUUGCAGUAAAUAUUUGAAUGUUUGCCGUAACUCCAAUAAGAAAUGUAUUAAAGCUCAAGUUAUCGACUCUGGUCCCGCUAUGUGGGUUGAACAAAAUGCUGGUCGUGCUAUUAUCGACGGUUCACCACAAUUGUGCAAAGAUCUUUUCGGUGCUAGCUCAUGUGGAUGGAGUGAUAAGUUCUCGAUCACCGCUACCAUUGCCAGUGCUAAAGACACCAGACCAUUGGGUCCAUUCAAUGUCACCGAUGCUGAAUUCGCUCAAAUGUUGGUAGACCACAAAGUUGAAUUAGAGUCAUGUAUGGCUUCAAACGAAUGUGCUGCUCAAGAGUAA
Molecule: messenger RNA, 552 nt
Organism: Heterostelium album PN500
Lineage: Eukaryota; Evosea; Eumycetozoa; Acytosteliales; Acytosteliaceae
Gene: alyA
Product: lysozyme
Exons: 4
Coding region: 1-552 (183 amino acids)
Source: RefSeq, a predicted model, not a curated record